Odobenus rosmarus divergens (Pacific walrus) is the source of this 503-nucleotide messenger RNA. RefSeq names its product prefoldin subunit 1-like. The record is from RefSeq and is a predicted model, not a curated record. Lineage: Eukaryota; Metazoa; Chordata; Mammalia; Carnivora; Odobenidae. Bases 6 to 503 code for a protein of 165 amino acids. The transcript is spliced from 3 exons.
CCAAGAUGGCGGCUCCCGUGGAUCUGGAGUUGAAGAAGGCCUUCACAGAGCUUCAAGCCAAAGUUAUUGACACUCAACAGAAGGUGAAGCUUGCAGACAUACAGAUUGAACAGCUAAACAGAACAAAAAAGCAUGCACAUCUUACAGAUACAGAGAUCAUGACUUUGGUCGAUGAGACUCACAUGUAUGAAGGUGUAGGAAGAACGUUUAUUCUUCAGUCCAAGGAGGUAAUUCACAAUCAACUGUUAGAGAAACAGAAAAUAGCAGAAGAAAAAAUUAAAGAAUUAGAAAGGAAGAACACUUAUCUGGAGAGAGUGACUUCUGGGCUGUGCCCUAAGGGAAGAGUGGGAGGUAAGGAUGCAGCCGAGCGUGUCUGGAGUGCUGACGGGAAUGAUCCUGUAGAAAGAGAGACUGAUAAUGUUGGGGUGAGAGGAAAUAAUCCAAGGAGCGAAGUCUUUGAGAAGGACAGAGAUGGUAGCCAAGAUGCAAGAAGAGGAAGCUAG